AUGUCGAAGAUUACGGUCGCCGGUGUGCGUACGAACGUGCAGCAACUGCUUCAGUACUCCAACGAGGAGAAGAAGCGCAACUUCCUCGAGACUGUCGAGCUCCAGAUCGGCCUCAAGAACUACGACCCGCAGCGUGACAAGCGUUUCAGCGGUACCGUCAAGCUCCCAAAGGUCCCACGCCCAAACAUGGCCAUCUGGUGAGCCUCUCGACGUCGGCGCAACGUGGGGGAAGAGCAGAUGCUAACAGCGUGCAGCAUUCUCGGUGAUCAGCACGAUAUCGAUCGCGCCAAGCACGGAGGUGUCGAUGCCAUGUCCUCCGAGGACUUGAAGAAGCUCAACAAGAACAAGAAGCUCAUCAAGAAGCUCGCCCGCAAGUACGAUGCGUUCAUCGCCUCCGACUCCCUCAUCAAGCAGAUCCCCCGUCUCUUGGGUCCGGGUCUCUCCAAGGGUAAGCGUACAACACAUGACAUGCUCUCAUACUAUGUACUAACAUUAUCCUAGCCGGCAAGUUUCCUACCCCUGUCUCCCACGCCGACGACCUCUCCGGCAAGAUCACCGAGGUCAAGUCGACCAUCAAGUUCCAGCUGAAGAAGGUGUUGUGCAUGGGUGUCGCCGUUGGCAACGUGGACAUGACGGAGGAUGAGCUCAUCGGAAACAUCAUGUUGGCUAUCAACUACCUCGUCUCCCUCUUGAAGAAGGGCUGGCAGAACGUGGGCAGCCUGACCAUCAAGGCCAGCAUGUCUCCACCAAAGCGUCUCUACUAG
Messenger RNA from Lecanosticta acicola, 764 nucleotides. Lineage: Eukaryota; Fungi; Ascomycota; Dothideomycetes; Mycosphaerellales; Mycosphaerellaceae. The record is from the annotation of a GenBank genome assembly.